AUGGUCAUGGACUGGUUCUCGUGGCUCUCGAAGACCGGGCUCGACCCGACCCUUGUCUACGAGUACGGCCUCGCCUUCGCCCAAAACGAGCUCGACCACGACGACAUCCCCUACUUCAAUCACGAAUUCCUUCUCAGCAUGGGCAUCGCCGUCGCCAAGCACCGCCUAGAGAUCCUCAAGCUCGCCGCAAAACACAAAAUCCGCCGCCCCCGCGACCACGAUCUCCCUCUCGCCGUCUCCCGCAUCCUCACCGCCGUCCGCCACACGAGGAGGCGCCUCUCCCGAUGCGUCCGGACGUGGAUCCGCCGCAGCGACGAGUCGUCGGCGCUGGCAAUCGUACCGCGGCCGAGCGGCAGCGGGCGGUGGAAGAGCUCCGCCGCGGCGAAGCGGGAGGCGCGGCUGGCGGUCAUCAAGCCGAGUAAAAAACCGCUGCUGCUGACGAACGGAAGCCCGAUGCUGUUCGGGAGCUCGAGGAUCAACAGUUUCGCGAGCCCUAAUUUGGAUUGGGAGGCGGAGGAGAGGGAUUUCGGCGGCGGCGAUCGGAAAUUGGAGGGUGGGGAUCGCGAGGAGUACUGGUCCUCUGCGGUUGAGAAGAUACGGUGGGAUACAAUGUUCCAGAAUUUGAAACCUACCUGA
This is a messenger RNA of Striga hermonthica, 636 nucleotides long. Lineage: Eukaryota; Viridiplantae; Streptophyta; Magnoliopsida; Lamiales; Orobanchaceae. The record is from the annotation of a GenBank genome assembly.